AUGAUUAGCACAGCUACCUUUCGAGCUUCACGUCCGCCAAUCGUUGGCCCUGACGUGCCAAAACCACCUUUCCCGAUUCGUCUCCAAGGAUAUAUACAACGCGGCUUCGGUAGAGGCGGAAGAGACUUGGGAUGUCAUACAGCAAACCUUCCGGACGAUGCAUUAGAGCCUAUUACGUCUGCUACAGAGGCCGGAAUAUAUUAUGGAUAUGCUCAAGUAUCAAAUCAGCAUCAGGGACCAGAGCAGAAAGGCUCGUUAGGAGAAGAGGACCUCAAGGUACUCCCAAUGGUUAUGAGUUUGGGACGGAACCCGUACUAUGGGAACAAGAAGACGUCCGCCGAAGUCCACAUAAUCCAUAAAUAUCCGACAGAUUUUUAUGGUCACUACCUCGCGGUUGUGGUUUUGGGAUAUAUCCGACCAGAGUUGGAUUAUACAUCUCGCGAGAGCCUCAUCGAGGAUAUUCAAACAGAUAUCAAAGUCGCACUAAACUCCUUGGAUCGACCUGAAUAUAGCAAAUAUUCACACAAGCCUCUCAUCGAUUCGUCGUCCCCAGAAUGA
This is a messenger RNA of Cantharellus anzutake, 558 nucleotides long. RefSeq lists its product as uncharacterized. Lineage: Eukaryota; Fungi; Basidiomycota; Agaricomycetes; Cantharellales; Hydnaceae. Gene Ontology annotation, molecular function: riboflavin kinase activity. The record is from RefSeq and is a predicted model, not a curated record. Gene Ontology annotation, cellular component: mitochondrion. Bases 1 to 558 code for a protein of 185 amino acids. Gene Ontology annotation, biological process: FMN biosynthetic process; riboflavin biosynthetic process. The transcript is spliced from 4 exons.